This is a messenger RNA of Phaethon lepturus (White-tailed tropicbird), 1519 nucleotides long. RefSeq names its product family with sequence similarity 69, member B (gene DIPK1B). Gene Ontology annotation, molecular function: calcium ion binding. NCBI's taxonomy places the organism in Eukaryota, Metazoa, Chordata, Aves, Phaethontiformes, Phaethontidae. The annotation marks the transcript as partial. The record is from RefSeq and is a predicted model, not a curated record. The transcript is spliced from 3 exons.
UGUGACCAGUACAAGAAAGGAAUAAUUUCUGGCUCCACGUGCAAAGAUCUGUGUGAGGAGCGCAGCCUCCUCUUCCAGCACUGCCUCUCCUCCUCUCCAACCCAGCAGGUUUACAGUGGGCUCUGGAGGGAGAGGGAGGUGAUCAUCAAAUGUGGGAUCGAAGAAGCCUUGAAGGCAGACAGCCACCCAGACUCUGUGCCCAGGAGGGACGUGGUCCUCUUUGACAAACCGACACGAGGCACAUCGAUGGAUGAGUUCAAAGAAAUGCUUCUGAACUUCCUAAAGUCCAACUUGGGAGACCAGCCUUCUCUUGCAGCCUUGGUGAGCCGGAUCAUUGCCAUGGCAGAUGUGAACCGGGAUGGGAAAGUGUCUUUAGCAGAGGCCAAAUCCAUCUGGGCGCUACUUCAGCUCAAUGAGUUUCUUCUCAUGCUCUCCUUGCACGAGAAAGAGCAUACUUCCAAACUGCUGGGGCACUGCGGGGACCUCUACGUCACUGAGAAGAUCCCCCACACCUCCCUCUACGGAGUGGAUGUCCCCCCCUUCCUCCAGUCGCUUCUGCCUUCAGUCGUCCACCAAAUCAUCCACCAGUGGUUUGCACCAGCGUGGCCCCGGAGGGCAAAGAUCGCCAUCGGCCUUCUGGAGUUCGUGGAGGAGAUAUUCCACGGGACCUAUGGGAACUUCUACAUCUGCGAGACCAGCUUUAAGAACGUGGGCUACAACGACAAGUAUGACUUCAAAAUGGUCAACCUGAGGAAGGUGGCAACGGAGAUGACAAUCAGAGGUUUCCUCAAGGGACGUCACUGUGAGCAGAACAUGGACUGCACCUACGGGAAGGACUGUAUGGCGACGUGCGACAAACUCAUGAAGCAAUGCAAAAGUGACGUGGUGCAGCCCAACCUGGCGAAGGUCUGCGGGUUGCUGCAGGACUACCUGCUGUACGGAGCACCGCCGGAGCUGAAAGAAGAGCUGCAGAAGCAGCUCCGAACUUGCAUGACCCUCAGUGGCCUGGCCAGCCAGAUGGAAGUGCACCACUCCCUCGUGCUGAACAACCUCAAGACCUUGCUCUGGAAGAAGAUUUCAAACACCAAAUAUUCCUAACGGGGGAAUCAUGGCCCUGGAAUUUAGAACCUGCAAUCUUGGAGUAAAGUCCAAGGGUCAAAGGCCUGUUUCUCCAUCGUCUCCCCCACAGGAAAAAUACACCCUGCAGAGGGAGUUCAGCAUAGCUGCAGCCCCUUCUCCUUCAUGGAAAACCAACCAUCAUGACUUCCACCGCCCAGCAGGAUCAUCGAUACAGUCAGCAAGAGCGUGCUGCAGAGCUGGGACACCAGGAGCCGGGCUGAACGGGCUUGGGGGAAGAAGAUGGCACAGGAAAGCGAUAAGGAAGCGGAGCCCAGCUGGAUGCAUCUAACUGUUUCUUGAUGAACAGGAAAGCAGUGCAGAGAGACGAGAAUGAAUCAUUCAUGCUGUACUUGUCACCUCUUCUUUUGAUGAACGUCUCCGAUGUAAAUAAAUAGCUUUU